CCGAGCUCUUCGGAUCAGGGAAUAGAGCAUGAAUAACGGUACGUUACAAUAUUUACUAAAAUGUUUCACCGCCACACCGACGUCGGACAUUCUUGGUGGCGCAUAUAAAUAAAACAGUAAACACCCAAUAUUGGCCUUUCCGUCUGUAACCUGAAACAAGCACUCCAGCGCUGUAAGCUCUUUAUUCAGCCUGUAAGAUGGCCUGGAUCUGGAAGAGGAAGUCCGUGAUAGUGAGCAGUCUGAUCAUCGUAGUGUCUCUGUUUCUGGUGGUGAUGAAUUACUCAGAGAAGCCGUACUUCCUUCUGCAGCCUGUAUUCGGCCAGAGCUUCAGCAGAAACAGGAUGUUUUCCCGCCCACCACACAAAGCCUUCAAACCCCACCGCGGCUACCUCAGUAUCCCCAGUCAGGAGCCACUGAAGCUCAAUUGUGAGGUGUGUAGUAUAGUGUCCAGCUCUGGCCAGAUGUUGGGGCGUGAAGCCGGGGCAGAGAUCGACCAGUCCUCCUGCAUAUGGAGAAUGAACAACGCACCCACAAGGGGCUUUGAGAUGGAUGUAGGACGCAGGACGGACCUGAGGGUGGUGUCCCACACCAGUGUUCCACUGCUAAUCCAAAAGCCCCAGCACUUCUUUGGCCAGGGGAACGAGACUGUUUAUGUGGUGUGGGGACCCUUACGCAACAUGAGGCAGGAUGGCAAGGGCAUUGUGUACAACAUGCUGCGGCAGGCGGUGGAUAACUACCCACAGGCUCGCAUCUACGUCACCACAGAAGAGCGCAUGAAUUACUGCGACACUGUAUUCAAGAAGGAGACUGGUAAAGACAGGAUUCAGUCGGGGUCAUAUCUGAGCACCGGUUGGUUCACACUCAUUCUUGCCAUGGACAUGUGCAAGGAGAUCCGAGUCUACGGCAUGAUCAACGACACGUACUGCAAGUCAGAGGACUACAGGAAGGUACCGUACCACUACUAUGAAGCAGGAAGUCGAGAUGAAUGUGCAGAGUAUCUUUUGCACGAGAGUGCCCCAUAUGGCGGACACCGUUUUAUCACAGAGAAGGCAGUUUUUGCAAAGUGGGCCAAGACUCACCCCAUCAAGUUUUUCAGUCCAGAGUGGCAGCUGUCAUGACCAAUGGAAGACUCCCAUUCCUUCUGAAUGUCCCCUGAACUAAGGCUCUGUCAGCCUAUAACCUUUCCAUUUUAAAUUAACACAAAACUUAAGGAGAAGAAUCCUUCAGAUUGCAAUUUCAAACAGGAGUUGUUUGAGUGCAGUAAGUCACCCAUGGAAACCAUACUGAAAGGUCUCUAUUGCACCUGUUGUUGAAUCGUUGUGAUCAUCUAGUCUAGUGGAUUUUGCAUGUUCUACUCAUUGGGCAGUCGAGUAGCUUAGUUUUUUUUUUCAUCACCAGAGUUGGAAAAGAGAUGAUGAAGUGCAUGACUGAGAAACCUUUGCUUUGACAGACAUCUCGGAUCACAACAGCUACUGAUGCAGUCUGAUAUAAACAUUAAUGGAUCUUGGUUUCUGUACUAUAUUUAUUGUCUCAUAGACACACAUCGACCUGAAAUCAACCUCAGAAAAAGUGAUGCCACUGUCAAACCUUUUACCUUUUUACAUGACCUACAAAAGUCAUCAGCCCAAAACCUAAAAAUUUUUCGCUACGCCGCUCACAUCUCUUUGGGGACACAUUACUUUGUAUGCACCCUUUGAACAGCAUAAUAUUAGGUCAUUCACAAUCUUUUGCAUAUAAUUUUUUCAUACUUGCAUUUAUUAUGCGAGUUUCACGCUGUGAAAAUAGGCUGUGGAAUAUACAGUACAUUUAUAUUCUGUUGUUAUGUGCCAUGGCAAAAAAGCAAGAAAACAGGAGAGUAGUUGUAUUGUUUAUUUUUCAUUGUUUGCCAUAUGUACCAUAGACAGAUGACAUGAGAAUUGUCCAGUGCAUAUUUUAGUGAUUUCCAAUGUCAAGAUUGUGCCUGAAUUAAGUGUAGUAUACAUUGAGUGCUGAAGCAACCUAUUCAUUACUUUCCUUAUGCCUUAUUUUCGUAUUUAAAAAAAUUACCCUCCUGUCCAGACACUGUCAGUAUCCUGAAAGGAAUAGUUUACCCAAAAAUGAAACAUGAGGGUGAGUAAAAAAACUAGUUUCAUUUAGGAAUGAACCUUUAAGAUGAUUUUACACUUUCCCUGUUGUCAGUUUAGCAGGCUAAUUUGAUCAGCUACUGUAGCUAAUUGUUGUAGCAUAACACAAACCAGCAGACAAUGCAGCACCCCGGGGGCUCCCCCGCUGUGUUGAGACGUCCCCUGCGCAUGUGGUUGUGGUUUUUCUCCAUCAAAGCACAGCAUAAAUCUUUUUGCAUUUAUAUCAAGGAUAGUCUUGAUAGUAUAUGUAACACGUUUUCGAAUCAGUUUGUGAUUAUGACAUCAUCUGGCAGCUCAGCCCGGACAGCCUUUCUCUUCUAAUGCACCACCACUCUGUGCAUGUUUGACCAGCAUUGCUGUAGCAUUGCAACAAACUGUGAGCACCAUGGCAGUGCCAGACAUUUUCUCUGGAGAAAAAGACACAUCUAAAUGGAUUAGUUGUGAAGAGUGAAUGGAGUCAAUUUGGUAUCAGAAUAUGAGACUGAUACACAGAGAACAGGAAGGUGGUGCUACUUCUGGAGCGGUUUUGUGAUGAGAUAUUGCCCAUGCUUCUAGCCAAUAGGUUAACAAUUGAUACAAGGUCAAUUUCUCAGAGUUAGGGAUGGCCAGUAACACUUAUUUUCUUUUUGAUGGGAUACCAUACGAGUACCAAGAUUCAAGUAAGUAUUGGCGAUAUUGAUACCAAAUUACCAAUACUUAUAUGUUUAUUACAUGAAAGGUUUUCAACCUGGUCUUGUAGAAUCACGUUACUAUACCUACAUUUUUGCAAAAGGAUUUUUACAUGGCUUGUAUGUAUCGAAAAUGAACACUUGAGGCACAAUGUCUUUUAUUCCCUUUCACACAAAUCACGCAGAUUAUCAGUUCAUAACACUCAGUAGUUAGCUUGGCCGUUAUUUAGUGAAAUGAAACACCAGACUGAUCACAGUGUGAAUUUAGUAACAUUAGGUGGAACAUUUGCUGCUGAAGUCGGUCUGUGCUUACCAAAAUUUGAAUAACUGCCUCCCAGUGGCCGAAGCUGAAAUUGUUGUUAAACGUACAGAAUGUGUACUUGUGAGCUCCAGUUUCUGGGUGAAAUGUCCACAGAGUGGCGCCAAAAGCAAGUUGUGUUUUUAGUUGUAAAUAAUGUAUUGCAGGAAACAGGAAUGCAUAUUUUUUAAACCCUACACCCUAACCCAAACCUCAACCCUAAACCUAACCAUCAGUGGAGUGAAAAUGUAUAUAAAUCUUUUGUUAUUAACAAUUUUUAUUGAUUCCAUGCAGCAAAUCACAUAGACAUAACAGAAAAUGCUAAAUCAAACCACAUGAAAUCAUAACUUUUGCCCCCGAACAUUAACCCCCCCCCCAUCCAACACAAACAAGCACUCCAGUGGUCAAAAGCCAACUGACAUAGACACACAAAUAGACAAUAAAACAGCAGAAAAUAGCGACAUAAAAUAAAUAAAUAAAAACACUAUUCCCUCUGCACCUCCCCGAGUGCCAUCCAAAAAGGCCAGCUAGCCGACCCACUUCCUGAUGUAUAGAUCCAGGUUGCCCUGCCUUCUAUAUACCAAUUCCUCAAAUGCUGCCACCCUGCCUAACUCGAAGCGCCACUCACGAAAUGAGGGUGCACCAGAUGACCUCCAUCCCCUGAGGAUUACCCGCCUGCCAAGAAAAUGUAAUCUUAGUGGGAAAAUGCAACCUUUGAGUCACGCUCACCAUUGUUUAUGUGAAUGCAAUUACUUCCUGGUUUUUCCCAGUGGGCCGUCCACGAAAUGGGGCUGCAUGGGCCACCGCAUUAUGCAGAACGCGCCACAAAACGGCGCCGCGAUAUGCAGAAAAGGACAGAAACCCCCCCAACUCAACAAAUUUUGGGCCAGGUUUUAUCUAAAAUCCCGGGCCGAAUUUUCUUCCCAGUCCGCCCCUGGUCGAGCUAGAGGGAAAUGCAUUCAUUCGUAAAUUGAUUUCUGAUGGGGGAUUCUGCUUGCCAGUAAAUCGUCUGAAUGGGGUUAAUUUUAGGGUACAUGAACUUUCAGAAGCAACAUGUUGAUUUUCUGUUUAAAUGAGCACUGUCUGUGACUGCUUGUGUCUGUCAACAUUUCUGCUUGUGAUCAGCUUUAUAUGUUCCUUCUAAAGUAAAUGUUUCUUAUUUUAAGGAUAUUUAAAAUAUUUUAAAUGGAAAACAAGACAAAAACACUUGACAACAAUAGGAUUUUUUGCAGUGAAUUUUUACAGAAUUAAACUUAAUAAAAAGUAUUAUUUUUCUUUCAUUCAGUGAAUGUCAUAUAGACAUUAGUAUUUUUAAAAGAUGAUUUUGUCCUCUUAAUUGUUAGUAAGCAUGUGUAAUACAACCUUUUAACUCUGGGAAUAAGCUGAAUAGUUGGUUAAGAGCUAAUGAUUAAUCGUUGCAAUAAUCGCCUGAAUAGUUGAAUAAUCGUUCUAAUCAUCGUUAGAUUAGUCGAUUAUCAAAAUAAUUGUUAGUUGCAGCCCUAGUAAUCAGCAAAAUAAUUUAUUAAAUCAGAAGCGUUAAAAACACUUAGGGUCAAUAUUUUAAUGUGAGAAUUAACCCUCUCGAUACAACAUCAAUAUUGGUAUCAGUAUUUCAAGAUCUGUACCCAUCCCUACUCAGAGUGUUGACUCAAGAUAAUAAUUUCCUGGGUCCGGCAUCAUUAUGUAUUGAUUUUGUUCACUAAGUGAUGAAAAACGUCCUGUUUAGGUAAACAGCACAUUUAAACUUGUAAAUAUUCUUGAAUUUAUCCCAUAUCCUGCUGUUCAUGCCUCAGUCAUUACCACAGUAUACCAAUGAUAUACUCUGAACUGUGAGUGGAGAGAUUGUGACUCUUGAAGAGCUUGCUGAUCUAAAUCUCAUGAUCUGCUUGCUGCAGUCCAUGCCUUUUCAUUGAUCUGCAGCACCAUUAGUGCUUCUGCACUAGCAUGGCAAUAUUGACUCAUCACCCAGAUGUUCGACCGUGACUUAAUCCAGCACAUUUUCUGCUUUUUUUUGUUUGUGAAAACACUAAACUGACUUCAGCAUUGGGCUUGUCUUAUUUUGUUUCUUUUAUCAAAUGUCAUAAGUGCUUUUCUUUAACCUUUUAAAAAGGUGCUUGUUUGAGGUGUACACUUCAUCACUUUUUCUUUGCAGCAUAAAGUGUCCUUUUUUUAUCUUUCAUUCUGAUUAUUGGAUUUUAUUUUUUAUAUUUUUCUUUGUUGCUAUUUGUAUGUCGUCACACUAUUAAGAUUUCAGCCAUUCACGGCAGACAAAAGUAGGCUAUCUUUUUUUGCUGGUUAAGAUUUUUGUGUGUUUUCCCCCAUUAGUAGUGUAAUCUAAUAGUCAAAUAUGCAGUGCCUUGCUAAAGUAUAUACAAGUCCCCUAACAAGGACACCUUUCAAUUGGUCCCAAUCUGUGAAUCAUUAAAAUUACUUCUACAUUUUCUACAAAAAAAGCAUUUAAGGUAUCAUCAUUCAGACUGUGAUUCAGAAGGCCUAUUAGAAAACAAAAAAGACUAAAGAGCAUUACAAAGAAGUUAGAGAUAAUGUAAAACAAGUGAACAGAUUAGAAAAGGGUAUAAACGAAUAUCACAGAAUAUAACUAUAACAUAAAACAGUUUCUGAAAAUAAUUAUGAAGAGUGUUGGCCCAUGCAAAACAUGCCGCAGUGAUGCUGAGAGGUGUGGUUGAUUGUAAGGUUGUUGCAACGUGGUUGCUUCCUGGCCCAAGUCAAAAUAACCACCGCCAAGUCUCUAUGAUAUUCUUUAUGAUAUUCUGUUCCCUAGAUAUGGCUGAAGGCCCUACUUUGUGUAAAUAUAAUGUUACUAGCCACAUCUAAAAAAUACGUCUUUUGAAGUAUAGUGGUGAUAGAAUCACUGUUGGACUGCUUUUCAAAUGCAGGGUCUAUGCAACUUGCUUAAAAAAAAAAAAAAAGAAUAAUGGUGGUGAAGGAUGGUGAAAAAGAUAGGGAAAUCUUUCAGCUCGAUGAUGAUACCAAACACAAGGUCAGUUUAACAGUGGAGUGGACUAAGAGGUGAAUUUCCCAUCAGUGGCCCAGUGAAUCUCCAGUUGCUGUUUGAAAAUCACAGUGCAAGGGUCACUGACUAACCUGAAAUGCCAGUCUGCCCAGGAAAAUGGGGCAAAAUUACAACUGAUCGAUGUGCAAAACUGGCACAUACUUAUUCCAAAUGACUUAUCAAAAGAGCUGUCAUUGCUGCAAAGUGUGGCUCUUUAAUAUAUUGUAGUGUGGGAAUUGCAUACAGUUUUUAUUAUGAUUAUUUUAUUAUUAUUAUUAUUUAAUUAAAAAGGGAUUUGUAGCUCAGUAAAAUGAGAGAAUUAAUUAGGGCAUGGAAACCUUUGCAAGGCACUGUACCAUUUUGUGUUGUGAUCUUGAGUAUGUUAUAAAAUUUGCAUUGGAAAAAAGUGUAAUGUGAAAAUGUUGUAAAUCUUGUUUUAGUGAAUUGUUUUGUGAUGCAUACAAACAAUGCUUUGUCUCACUGCAAAGGCCUUCAAAUGGAUUCGAACUGUUUAGGCAUCAUCAUACAUUGUCCUGUUACUGUAUAAUUACUUAUAUUUUUUAUUUUCAGGUCAGUCUACUGCAACUUGGUGUGCAAUCAAAUAGGGAGGAGCUAGUUUAUUUCUUGUUUCAAUCAUUCUAAUAAAUUGGCGCAACAGUAUAUUUUUGAAAGCAUAUGUGUUAAAACAUUUAUCAAUCAAUUGAGGUUAUUAGAUGUAAUUACUUUGUCUUGCCGAUUCCUGUUCCAGCUUUCCCUGCUGUCAGUGAAGGUGUGAAUAACAUUGUAGCAAUGAAGAUGAUUGUUUUAGACUUCUGUUUUCAUUUUUAUUAUAGAACUGUGAUGAGGAGGAGGGCUAAUCGGGCUAAUCAGCCAAGGAGAGGGAUAAGUGUAGCGAAUGUGGCAGUUCGGGAGAUGAACUGCUCUAGUACCACCAGAUCGACGACAUUCACAGCGCUGCGGGUUCCCUCUGCCAGCAACCAUCUCCGGCCGGCAUUCCGGAGCAGUUGUGCAAAAGCGAACAGGUGGUCGUGCCUCCCGAAGCUCAGGGACCUGAAGAGCUGACGACUCUGUUCGGGGCUAUGACCAACCCGUUGCUGGAUGGCUUUCCUCAGCUGUUGAUAGUUAAGGAGGCUGGUGGCGAGAAGUUGUUGUGUCGCUAGCUGAACCUCCCCAGAGAGUAGGGACAAUAAGCGGGCCACCCACUGGUCAGGAGGCCACUUCCAUACCUCGGCCAUCUUUUCAAACAAAUUAAGGAAGGCCUCUGGGUCGUCACUUGGCCCCAUUCUCAUCAGAGACACAGGUGGGGUUGGCUCCAGGGGGGUCGCAACGCCAGCCCCCUUUCUGGCGAUCAGACCGGUCCUCCGCUUGUGCCUGGAGCAGGGCUUGGAGCCGUUGUUCCAGCUCCAGGCAUAGCACCAUGAGGGCUUGGUGUUGGUUUUGCUGGAUGCUGGUGAGGGACUUGAUAACCCCGAUUGGGGGCCGGGUGUGCAUAGUCACGGCCCGGCCCCGCCCUCCUCCUCUUUACAAGAAAAUACUUAAAGGGCACCCAAAAAUUAGUACAUUUUUUGGGGUUAUCCUUUCUUUUGAUACCCUAUCUACCACAAAUCUCCUCAUUCAACAUACUGUAGUUUUGUCCUUUUCCUCACUCUUUAUGUCUCUUGUGGUUAAAGGGAUUGUAACAGUAUAAGGACAGGCAAUGAGGAGGCGGGAACCGGCUGAACAGUCAGCAUAAAGGUUUAAUGAUAUAAAACUUAAAACAACAUAAAACAUAAACGAACAGACACACAUGCAGCGCAGCCACAUGCGUAUUUCUCUUUCGAACUGGUGCCUCCAGCUAGUCUUUAUCCCCCUCCCGGCUGAUUAGCCCGAUUCAGGGCCGGCUGUGUGUCCUCAUGGCCCAGCCCCACCCUCCUCCUCGUCACAGGGAUAGUUCACCCAAAAAUUUUAACUCUCAUCAUUUACUCACCUUAUGCCAUCCCAGAUGUUUAUGACUUACUUUCUUCUACAGAACACAAACUAAUAUUUUUAGAAGAAUAUCUCAGUUGUGGAGGUCUAUACAGUGCAAGUGAUUGGUGGCCAGACCUUUGAAUCUCCAAAAAUCACAUAAAGUAAUUAUUAUAUAUCCACUGGGUAAAUUCAUGAUUCAGAAGUGAUAUGAUAGGUGUGGGUGAGAAACAAAUUAUUAUUUAAACACUGGAGUCAUAUAGAUUACUUUUACGCUGAGUUUCUUUGAUUUUUGCAAACUUAAAGUUUUGGUCACCAUUCACUUGCAUUGUAUGGACCUACAGAGCUGAGAUAUUCUUCUAAAAAUCUUUAUUUGUGUUCUGCAGAAGAAAGAAAGUCACAUCUGGGAUGGCAUGAGUGAGAAAACGAUGAGAGAAUUUUCAAUAGCACAUCAUUUCAGAGAUUUUUCCUUAUCAAAUAGAUACAUUUUCUGCCGAACUGUGCUGAUGCCAUUCAUUGAACAGAUGGUAUUGCCAUAUGCACUGUGCUACCAUCUAGGCCUCUUCUCUCAGCUCACCACCACAAUUUCAAUGCUUUCUGCAGAAGUCACAAUGACUGUAGAAAACAAUGUGUGAAGAGACACCUGUGGAGUAUCUGUCUACAUCAGUGGUUCUGCUUGACUUUGUUGUAUUAAAAAAUAACCUUUUGUGUAUUUUUCAAAUGAUAUAUUUUGCCCACUAUUUAGAGUGGGGAAAUAGUCAGUGGUCCAUCACACCAUUUUUAAUUUUACAUUUUUAUUGCUGUUGUGAAAGCUGACUGUUCUCUGAGUUGUUUUAUAUGAUCACUUUAUCUUCUUUAACAUCUAUAACUAUGUAUGCUGUGUCUUCUUUCUUUCUGUUUAACCUUAUUGUCCAUUAAAUGGCAGUGUUUGGGUUCUGAGAGAAAAAUUUUUUUCAAGCAGUUAGUCAACACUUUUCAAGCAAUGAGAUUGUGUCACACUCAUUUUUGUACUUGCUGUCUGGCUGUUUGUAAUAAAUGAAGUAAAUUAAUAAGUU
Molecule: messenger RNA, 9101 nt
Organism: Myxocyprinus asiaticus (Chinese sucker)
Lineage: Eukaryota; Metazoa; Chordata; Actinopteri; Cypriniformes; Catostomidae
Product: alpha-N-acetylgalactosaminide alpha-2,6-sialyltransferase 3-like
Exons: 5
Coding region: 198-1118 (306 amino acids)
Biological process (GO): ganglioside biosynthetic process; oligosaccharide metabolic process
Molecular function (GO): alpha-N-acetylgalactosaminide alpha-2,6-sialyltransferase activity
Source: RefSeq, a predicted model, not a curated record